Molecule: messenger RNA, 1500 nt
Organism: Trichoderma asperellum CBS 433.97
Lineage: Eukaryota; Fungi; Ascomycota; Sordariomycetes; Hypocreales; Hypocreaceae
Source: RefSeq, a predicted model, not a curated record
UUCGCCGAUAGGCCGUAAGACGUACUUGAAUUAAUUUCCCCAGGUUUUUAUGUAACUUUGUAAUCUCUCUCCCUCUCUUUGUUUAAUAUCAUCUCCCCAAAAGAACAGUCAAUACCCUCUCAUAGCUCCCGUCUUCAUCAUGGCCGAACCAACUCCCGGCCUCACUCCCGAGCAGCUCUCAUCCUUCAACAAGGACGGCUAUCUCAUUAUCCGAAAUGCUCUCCGCCCAGAAACCGUCGCCUCCCUCUUAGCCGAGACACACAGCCUGCUGGAGAACUUCUCGCUCAAGGACCACCCCCUCACCCGCUUCUCCACGGGCGAAAAGUCAGACCACGUCGGCGACGACUACUUCCUCUCGUCGGGGGACAAGGUCCGCUUCUUCUUCGAGGAGGAUGCCUUUGACGAGGCCGGCAACCUGACCAAGCCAAAGGAGCGCGCCGUCAACAAGAUCGGGCACUACCUGCACGCCCUGUCGCCGCCCUUUGCGCGGCUCAUCGACUCCCGGGCCACCAGCGCCGCGGGCGAGGUCAGCCCCGCCGCCGUGGCGAGGGAUCUCGGCUUCAGGGACGCCCGGUGCCUUCAGAGCAUGGUCAUCUGCAAGCAGCCCGAGAUUGGCGGUGCCGUGCCGCCGCACCAGGACUCGACCUUUCUGUACACCAGCGCGCCGUCGGCCGUGGGCUUCUGGUACGCGCUGGAGGAUGCCACGCUGGAGAACGGAUGCCUGAGUUUCCUGCCGGGGUCGCAUCGCUGGGCGCCGAUUGAGAAGAGGCUGGUGCGCAAGGCGGGCAACGCGGGGACUGAGAUUGUGGACAAUGAGGGGCUGAAGUUUCCUCCUGGGGAUGAGUAUGGUGGCGAGCACAAGGAGGGCGAGGGGGACUAUAUCCCCGGUGAGGUCAAGGCGGGGGAUUUGGUGCUGAUUCAUGGAAACAUGCUGCACAAGAGCGAGAGGAAUACGAGCCAGAAGGGGAGAAUCAUUUACACAUUUCACAUCAUUGAGGGAGAGGGCAGGGAGUAUGAUGAGAGGAAUUGGCUGCAGCCGCCAAAGGAAGGGUUCACCAAGUUAUUCGUCUAAGUUUAGUCUAAGAACAAAACGGAUAUUAAUCAUGGGGGAACUUCGUAUAUACAAAAGGCAAUUCUUUUCUUUCAUCUGCUCCUCAUGUCUUCAGGAAAUCUAUCCGUCGCUCAUGCGCUCUAAUGGUACAGUACAUACAUGUAUAUACAGGUCCUCCCACAGAAAUGAAAAAUAAAUAUUCACCCCCUUCUAUAUAUACUUUAAAAAAACAAAAAACUCAAAACUUGAAUCUUCGUCCCAGGUAUCACACACUCUCCUCUAUGCGGCGUGACUACAUGUAGUAGUCUACGGAUGAUAGCCGAUUUAGUAAAACAAAUAGAAAAAAAAAAAAGGUCGUAUCCAUGAAUGGCAGAAAAACGGACUCUCCGGUCGGCUAGUAACGCCAAAAAGAGCGAGAAAAAGAUUGGAAAAGAGUAUAUCAUGGCCCU